This is a messenger RNA of Aureococcus anophagefferens, 3598 nucleotides long. RefSeq lists its product as hypothetical. The record is from RefSeq and is a predicted model, not a curated record. NCBI's taxonomy places the organism in Eukaryota, Pelagophyceae, Pelagomonadales, Pelagomonadaceae. Gene Ontology annotation, molecular function: protein binding; glutamine synthetase activity. The transcript is spliced from 3 exons. The coding region runs from base 1 to 3414 and encodes 1137 amino acids.
AUGGGGCAGCUCGAGGCGUGGGGGGUGCGGCGGGAGUCGGCCGUGCGGUGCCUCGCGAGCGCCAUCGUCGCGCUCGCCGCUCUGAGCUCCAACGCGCCGCCGGCCCAGAAACGGGCCAUCGUCGCGGCGCGGCGGCGACAGUCGUCCCACCCAUCACCGGCAGCGUUGACGAAUGAGAUCCCCAUGGCCGUGGCCGUGGAGGUCGUGCCCCUCCGGGCGGCCCCCGCCGCGCCGCCGGCGCCGCCGGCGCCGCCGCCCGCGCCGCCCGCGCGGUCCGUGUCGCUCGGCGCCGACGGCUGCGAGCGCCUCGUCGCCGCGCUCCGGGACCAGCUGUCCGCCGGCGGCGGCGACGUGGCGAUUUUAGGCGACGGCGGCGCGCUUUUCCCCGCCCACGGGGCGCUCCUGCGGGCGUCGAGCCCCGUGCUCGCGGCCAUGCUCGACGACGUCGCGGACGACGGCGAGACCGACAUUCCCGAGCUGCGCGUGGGCGGCGCGAGCGAGCCCGUGCUGCGCGCCGUCCUGGACUACGCCUACGGCGGCGUCGUGCGCCUCACGGAGGAGAACGUGGAGCCGCUCCUGGAGCUCGCGAGCCGGCUCCGGAUGACGGCGCUCGUCGAGGAGUGCUGCUCGUUCGUCGCGCAGCGGACGCGCCCCUGCCGGGCCUGCCGGGUCCUGGCCGUCGCGGACCGCCACAAGUGCCGGCUCCUCCGGCGCGACGUGCUGCUCUGCGUGCUGCGCCACUUCGACGAGGCCGCGGGGCUCGCCGUCGACCCGGCCGUCGCCGUCGUCGCCGCGGGCGGCCGCGCGACGAAGAAGACCAUGGCCGAGGGGUCGCGGGCGGCGUGCGGCGCCGGCGACCGCGCCGAGGCCGCCGCGGGCUUCGGCGAUCUGCCCCUGCACCUCCUGGAGGAGGUCCUGGCCGACGACCGUCUGGACGCGCGCGACGAGUCGGUCGUCUUCGCGGCCGCGGUGGCCUGGCUCGACGCGCCGGGCCGCGAGGCGCAGCGCGAGGCCCACGCCGACGCCGUGCUGCGCCACGUGCGCUUCCCGCUGAUCGAUCCCGAAUUCCUCGCGGACUGCGUCGAGCCGCACGCGCGGAUGCAGUCGCCCGCGGGCACGAAGCUCGUCCACGACGCCUACCGCAACCUCUGCCUGCCGCCGGAGCGGCGCAAGGUCGCGCCCCGCGCCGCGGCGCGCCACGUGCCCUGCUCCGAGACCCACCGGCCGCCGUCGCGGCCGCCGUCGCCGGAGCCCGCGCCGGCGGCGCGGGCCCCGUCCGUCGACAGCGGCAACCCGCGCACGAUGAUGCUCAACGCCCUCAAGUCCGUCCUCCCCAAGGGCCGCAGUGCCGCGACGACGCGUUCCGUGUCGGGCCUCCUCGAGGGCUACGGCGACCACGUCUUCAAGGGGGCCGUCGCCGAGUCCUACCUCAGCAAGCAGGGCCUCGCCGCCGGCACGCUCGACAACAGCGAGUGGACCAAGGACGCCGCCGCCGCGGACAAGGUCGCGGCGGCGGUGCUCGAGUGGGCGACGGAGAACGACGCGACGUCGUUCUGCCACGUCUUCCAGCCCCUGGGCGCGUCCGGCGUGCGCCACGGCCUCGUGGGCCAGGUGCAGAACGCCUUCUUCAAGUUCGAUGCCGCGGGCAAGCCCGUCUGGGACCUCAAGGGCAAGGACAUCCUCGCGGGCGAGACGGACGGGUCGAGCUACCCGAACGGCGGCCUCCGCGGCACGCACUGCGCGGGCGGCUACGUGUCCGUGGACCCGACGAGCCCCAUCUUCCUCCGCGGCGACUGCAUCUUCAUCCCCUCGACGCUCUGCUCCUACUACGGCGACGCGCUCGACGAGAAGACGCCGCUGCUCCGGUCCGUCGACGCGCUCAACUCCGAGGGCACGCGCCUGUUGUCCAAGCUCGGCUUCGACGUCGGCGGCCUCCAGUCGAACAUCGGCCUCGAGCAGGAGAUCUUCCUCAUCCCGCGCGACCAGUACGUGCAGCGCCUCGACCUCAUGAUGACGGGCCGGACGAUCAUGGGCGCGGACGCGCCCCGCGGCCAGGAGAUGUGCGACCACUACAUGGCGUCGCCGUCGUCGGCGACGGCGGCGCUGGCCUGCAUGCAGGAGAUCCAGGCCCAGUGCUUCCGCCUCGGCAUCCCCCUGGUCACGCGCCACCGCGAGGUCGCGCCGAACCAGUACGAGUUCGCGCCGCAGUUCGGGACGGCGACGACGCAGAUCGACCAGAACGUGACGCUCAUGCAGAUCAUCGAGGAGGUCGCGCCCCAGUACGGCCUGGCGGCGCUCCUCCAGGAGAAGCCCUUCAACAACGUCAACGGCUCGGGAAAGCACAACAACUGGUCCAUCGGCACCUCCGAGGGCGUGAACCUGCUCAACGUCGGCCAGGUCACGGACAAGUCGGGCUCGCCCGACGUCUUCCCGACGAUCAUGGCGGCCAUCGUCGGCGCCGUCGACGACCACGGCGACCUCCUCCGCAUGGCCAUCGCGUCGCCGGGCAACGACUUCCGCCUCGGCGCGUGCGAGGCGCCGCCGGCGAUCGUGUCGACGUACCUCGGCGAGGACAUGACGAGCUACCUCGAGGCCUACGCGGCCGGCGGCGAGGCCGAGUACAAGCCCGGCACCAAGGCCCUCGACAUGGGCGUCGCCGCCAUGAAGAAGCUCGACAUCCCCGCCCAGGACCGCAACCGCACGUCGCCGUUCCCCUACGGCGGCCACCGCUUCGAGUUCCGCGCCGUCGGCUCCGCGCAGAACGUGUCGCUCGUCAACACGGUGCUCAACACCAUCACGGCGGCGGCCUUCAAGAAGGUCGCGGACCGCAUGGACGCCGGCGAGUCCGCCCGCGACGUCGCCACGGAGCUCAUCAAGACGCACGUGCCCAAGGUCGUCUUCAACGGCGACAACUACGACGAGGCGAACCAGGACAUGCUCACGAAGCGCGGCGUCUGGCGCAUCGACUCCGGCGUCGAGGCCAUCUGCCGCUACAGCGCGCCGAAGAACACGGCCCUCUUCGAGGAGAUGGGCGUGCUCCGCGCGGAGGAGUGCGCCGCGCGCCAGCAGAUCCUGCUGGACCACUACGUCGGCGUCGUCGACAUGGAGGCCAAGUGCAUGAUCGACAUGAUCAACAAGCACGUGAUUCCGUCGGUCAAGGCCGCGGGCCUCGGCCCGCUGUCCGACCUCGAGGCCGCCGUCGGCACGCUCGAGGCCGCCGUCCACGCCAUCGAGGAGUCCGAGGGCGAGGCGCAGGCGACGCUCGCGCGCGACCUCCGCCUCGAGACCAUGGAGGCCAUCCGCGCGCACUGCGACGCCGCCGAGAAGGUCUGCCCCGCGAGCCUCUGGACCCUCCCGACCUACGUCGACCUCAUGUUCCUCGACCAGACCUCCAACUUCUCCUACGAGGACUAGGCGACGCGCCGGGCGGGUCCGGCGAGCGACGCCGGCCCUCACAAGAAGAACCAACCGAACGCGGCCGCGCCGCCUCGCCGCGAGCGGCGGCCUGCCUGUUCCCCCCCCCACCCCCCUGUUCGGCGGCACGCCCAUAUAAAGCAGUAGCGCCCACGCGCGCGGGCGCGUCGUCGCGCCUAGGGCG